AGCACUGAUGAUGUCUCCUAGUCAGGGGACGAAACGUUUCCCCGACAUGAUUUCUCAAGGAGCUGUCGGGAACUCAAAGAAAAACAUGACAUCACCCAAGAUGGCAUUCACCGCUUGAUAACCAGUAAUGGUGAAAGCUACCAGGCUUUCUGUGACAUGACUACCGACAGAGGGGGUUGGACUCUGGUUGCAAGUGUCCAUGAGAACAAUAUACUCGGGAAGUGCACCACUGGGGACCGCUGGUCCAGUCAGCAAGGGGGUAAUGUCAAUUUUCCAGCAGGAGAUGGGUCAUGGUCCAACUACGCGACAUUUGGUUCACCGGAAGGAGCGACAAGUGAUGACCUGAAGAACCCAGGUUACUAUGACAUAGAGGCCUCAGACAUAGCGAUCUGGCAUGUGCCCAAUAACACACCACUGAGCAGCUGGAAAGAUGCAGCAAUCCUCCGCUAUCACACCGAAACCAACUUCCUAGAAGAAUAUGGAGGAAACUUGCAUCAGCUGUUCCAUCAAUUCCCUGUAGAAUACAACAAAGGGAUAUGCCAAGAAAAUAAUGGACCUUUCUCUCAAAUUCUUUAUGACCUUGGCAAUGAUGCGAAGGUCAAAAGUUUGUAUGGGCCUAGUUCUCAAGCUGAGUUUGAUCCAGGAUUUGUCCAAUUCAGGGUUUUUAACAAUGAAAAAGCAGCAAUGGCAAUGUGUUCUGGAGUGAAAUAUAAAGGAUGCAAUGCAGAACAUGUCUGUAUUGGAGGUGGAGGAUACUUCCCUGAGGCAUCGCCAAGGCAGUGUGGAGAUUUCACAGCCUUCGACUGGGAUGGGGUUGGUACGCAUAUAGGAUGGAGUGCAUCGAAGGAGGUGACAGAGGCUGCAGUGUUGAUCUUUUACCGUUAA
Messenger RNA from Hemiscyllium ocellatum (epaulette shark), 885 nucleotides. RefSeq names its product intelectin-1-like. The record is from RefSeq and is a predicted model, not a curated record. The transcript is spliced from 7 exons. Lineage: Eukaryota; Metazoa; Chordata; Chondrichthyes; Orectolobiformes; Hemiscylliidae. The annotation marks the transcript as partial. Gene Ontology annotation, molecular function: oligosaccharide binding.